CUUCUUCUCGCCCUACAGCAUCUGGACGGCGCUUACCUUGGCCUACUUCGGGUCCAACGGCAGCACCAAGACCCAGCUGGAAAGGGUCCUUCAGCUGGGCAACCGGGAAGGCGCACUGGCCUUGUACAAAAGCGUGGAUCAGUUGUGCAGGUUGCAAGAAAACAACCCCAAUAACACGAUUAAUGCAGCUAACAGAAUAUACGUUCAGGAUGGGUUGCCGCUCAGAGACUGUCUACAGACGGUUUUCUCGAAAGAAAUGAAAGCUGUAGAUUUCCGCCAGCAAGCACAAGCCGCCGCGGGGGAGAUCAACAGGUUCGUCAGCGACACAACCAGAGGCAAAAUUCCGGAGACAGUGUCAGCCAACAGCGUGUCAGGAGCCGUGAUGGUGCUCAUCAACGCAGUCUACUUCAAGGGCUUGUGGGAGCGUUAGUUCAAGGUCGGGAACACGGUCCCGCAAAAGUUCUUUGUGACGCCGAAUAGACAUGCAAUGGUCCCUAUGAUGAGCCAAGAAAGCGGAGAUCGAAGGCGCGAGUCACAGGAGCUGGAUGCCCAGGUGCUGGAGAUGCCCUACCGGAGCGGUCGCACGUCCAUGUUCGUGCUCCUUCCUCGAGACCAGGGGACGGGCCGGGAGCUCGACGAGAUGGUGCAGCGCCUUAACCCUUCGACGCUGACGGCGGCGCUGACGGACACUCACGAGCAAACAGUCCAUCUCAAGUUCCCCAAGUUCAAGUUUGAGAAGAAGAUCGACAUUGCGCUUCAGCAGGCUCUGGUGCGCAUGGGCGUUGGAUUCUCCGACCGAGCAGACCUCACAAACUUCAAGUCCGACGGCGGCCUCCAAGCCACGGACAUCAUCCACAAGGCAGUGGUGGAAGUGGACGAAGAAGGCGCUGAAGCAGCAGCGGCCACGGCGAUUGUGAUUGUGGGCGCGUCGGUCAUCCCAUCCCCGCCAGUCCGCUUCACCUGCGACCGCCCCUUCCUCUUCCUCAUUCGAGACAAUGACAUCGACAAUAUCCUCUUCAUUGGGGCUUACAGGGAGCCUUAA
Messenger RNA from Penaeus monodon (black tiger shrimp), 1042 nucleotides. RefSeq names its product leukocyte elastase inhibitor A-like. NCBI's taxonomy places the organism in Eukaryota, Metazoa, Arthropoda, Malacostraca, Decapoda, Penaeidae. Gene Ontology annotation, molecular function: serine-type endopeptidase inhibitor activity. The record is from RefSeq and is a predicted model, not a curated record.